UUUUGUUAAAGAUAUAUAAAUGAGCCUUGUUUCAUCACCAUUUCAUCAAUACAAUCUUAUAACUCUCCACAUAUACAUUUUGCAAUCAAACAACUGAAAGAUGGCAGGUAAAACUUUGAUUCUAAGUGUGCUCAUAAUGAGUCUUGUCAUGGCGCACAUUCAUGUCGAAGCAAAGAGUUGUUGUCCGAGCACGACUGCUAGAAACUGUUACAAUGUUUGCCGUCUUCCUGGAACUGCUAGGGAAACUUGUGCAAAAAUUUGUGGAUGCAAAAUUAUCAAGGGGACAAAAUGUCCUCAGCCAUAUACACAUGACAUUUUCGAAAACUCUAGUGAUGUCGUCAACGAAUACUGCAAGUUGGGUUGUGCAUCCUAUGUGUGUGAUACAUUAACCACUCUCCAGAACUCUGAUGCAAGCGAAAUUGUGAAUGGAGCAGCUGUACAAUGCACCGAGGCAUGUUUUGAGUUUUGUACCAAGGGCUCAUCCAAUGCAGUUGAAACGAGAAUUCAUCUCUAGUGUCCCUAUACCAGAAAUUUAUCUCUGCAUUACCCCCACUUAAUCUCACUACCCCUUUUUUUAACGAAAGGACGAAACUACCCCUCUAACAAUUUUUAAAGAAUAGUUGUACCAUAUAUCUCCUAGUUGCACCUUGCAUAGUUGUACCAUAUAUCCCCUAGUUGUACCAGUUGCACCAUAGUUGUACCAGU
Camelina sativa (false flax) is the source of this 705-nucleotide messenger RNA. RefSeq names its product thionin. NCBI's taxonomy places the organism in Eukaryota, Viridiplantae, Streptophyta, Magnoliopsida, Brassicales, Brassicaceae. Gene Ontology annotation, biological process: defense response. The record is from RefSeq and is a predicted model, not a curated record.